This is a messenger RNA of Penicillium brevicompactum, 1245 nucleotides long. RefSeq names its product glycerol-3-phosphate dehydrogenase family protein. The coding region runs from base 1 to 1245 and encodes 414 amino acids. Gene Ontology annotation, molecular function: NAD binding; glycerol-3-phosphate dehydrogenase [NAD(P)+] activity. Gene Ontology annotation, biological process: glycerol-3-phosphate catabolic process; carbohydrate metabolic process. The record is from RefSeq and is a predicted model, not a curated record. The transcript is spliced from 5 exons. Lineage: Eukaryota; Fungi; Ascomycota; Eurotiomycetes; Eurotiales; Aspergillaceae. Gene Ontology annotation, cellular component: cytosol; nucleus; glycerol-3-phosphate dehydrogenase (FAD) complex.
AUGGGUUUUCAACAAAAGCACAAGAUCACCGUCGUCGGCUCCGGCAACUGGGGCUGCGCUAUCGCUAAGAUCGUUGCCGAAAAUGCGGCUGCUUACCCCGACCUUUUCGAGGAGAAGGUAGAGAUGUGGGUGUUCGAGGAGAACGUUGAGGUGAUUAACUCUGUUCACGAGAACGUCAAGUACCUUCCAGGCAUUCAGUUGCCUGUCAACCUCCACGCCAACCCUUCCCUGGAGGACGCGGUCAAGGACAGCACCCUGCUCAUCUUCAACCUGCCCCACCAGUUCAUUAUCAAGACCUGCGAGUCAAUCAAGGGCAAGAUCUCUCCUUACGCCCGUGGUAUCUCUUGCAUCAAGGGUGUUGAUGUGAACGCCUCCGGUAUUCAUCUCUUCUCCGAGACCAUCGGCAGAAUCCUCGGUAUCUACUGUGGUGCUCUUUCCGGUGCCAACAUUGCCAGCGAAGUCGCCCUUGAGAAGUGGUCCGAGACCAGUGUGGCCUACGACCCUCCUCACCAGGACUCCAAGGCGCCCACUCCUCAGCUCACCCCCACCGGCUCGCAGACCAACCUGGUUGAGUUCCAACACAAGGAUACCUCCGGCCAAAUCUCAGAGGUCAAGCUCCAGGCUCUGCCCGUUUCCUACCCCCCAGUUGACCACGCUCUGUGGAAGUCCGUCUUCCACCGCCCUUACUUCCACGUGCGCGUUGUCAACGACGUCGCUGGUGUCUCCAUCAGCGGUGCCCUCAAGAACGUUGUCGCUCUGGCCGCUGGCUGGGUUGUCGGCAUGGGCUGGGGUGACAACGCCAAGGCUGCCAUCAUGCGUGUUGGUCUGAUGGAGAUGGUCAAGUUCGGAGACACUUUCUUCAGUGCUACCAUCGAUAACCGCACUUUCACCGAUGAGAGUGCCGGUGUCGCCGACUUGAUCACCUCCUCCAGCGGUGGUCGCAACUUCCGUUGCGCCAUGCACAGUGUCGAGCGCAAGCUCCCUAUCGAGGAGAUCGAGAAGCAGGAGCUCAACGGCCAGAAGUUGCAAGGUACCUUGACCGCCUACGAAGUCAACAGCUUCCUGAAGAACCAGGGCAUGGAGGAUGAGUUCCCUCUGUUCACUGCCGUUUACCGUAUCUUGGAGGGAACUAUGAAGGUCGAGGAAAUUCCCCAGUACAUUGAGCGCCCUCCUUCCCGCACUUCACCUGCAUCCCAAAAUUCUGGAGACAAAGACGGCGCUCGGUUCGGUGCUGCACGAUUAUGA